This is a messenger RNA of Hypoxylon fragiforme, 6440 nucleotides long. Its product is annotated as Sec63-domain-containing protein. The transcript has a single exon. Gene Ontology annotation, molecular function: ATP binding; nucleic acid binding; ATP hydrolysis activity. Bases 152 to 6139 code for a protein of 1995 amino acids. NCBI's taxonomy places the organism in Eukaryota, Fungi, Ascomycota, Sordariomycetes, Xylariales, Hypoxylaceae. The record is from RefSeq and is a predicted model, not a curated record.
CGUCACUGCAUUUUAUCAUAUCACCAAUUUAUGAAAUUUGGAGAAAUAAAUAAGCUGAAGAUUUGCUCUGAAGCCUUGACUCUUACUUCACAUAUAAGCUUAUUACACCAAAAAAGGAACAGAAAAAAAAAGAAGGAAAAAGGAUAAAACAAUGUCAUCUUCUAUGAGCGAGGCGGAAGCUAAAUGGCGCGAGCAAUUUGCUGCCAUGAAAACUGCAUUAGCAGAGUUGAAAUUACCUGACAAGCAUCUCCCAGUGGAUGCGAAUUUAGAUCUUGACUUCGACUUGGACGACGAUGACUUCACUUCUGGCAAUAGUGGUGACGAUGUGUGGGAUUUCAUAGAAGACAACGAAGAAGAUCUUUACAGCAGCGAUUUUGUCGAGGAUGACAGCACACAGCUUGAUGGAGCAAGCUAUGGUCCAACUUGGUUCACAAAAUAUUGCUCUGAUAUUUCUAGCAAGAAGAACGGCUUGUCGUCGGAUGCCUUCCAGGCCCAGAUUUUAGAUAUACUGGGCUCCCAACGGUCCGAAGACGAACUGCAAUCUUCCCUUACCGAUCUUGUUGGGUUUGAUGACCUCGAUUUCGUCAUUGAAGUCUUGUCUCACCGGCAACAACUGCUUUCCAGUUUUGCUAGUUUUGCUGCUCAACAAACACAUGAGCCCGCCGGCCGACUUUUGACAAAAGCCGAAAGAGACGAGGUGCUUCGCCAGAGGGAUCUAGAGCAUAAGAAUGCUGCUCUUGCCCCUAGCAUGCAUAAGGAGAUUCAAUAUCCACACGUAUAUAAGACCCAUAGUGCUGGAAAUACCCUAAACUAUGCCGGAAAGAAGUACGGGUUGCCCGUUGGAAGCGAGAGGACACAGCAUGAAAAGUACGAAGAGUUCUACAUUCCUGCUGGGAAAGUCGGUACGCUCCUCCCUGGCCGGAAACUCGUGAAUAUUGCCGAUAUGGAUGGACUGUGCCGAAGAACAUUCAAAGGCUACAAGGCCUUAAAUAGGAUGCAAAGUCUAGUAUAUCCUGUCGCUUACAAAACUAGCGAGAACAUGUUGAUUUGCGCCCCUACCGGUGCUGGUAAAACGGACGCAGCUAUGUUGACGAUUUUGCAAACGAUCAGUCAGUAUGUGACACCGAAUCCUAUUGAGAAUACGGAGGCAACAGACUUUGCUGUUGAUACCCAGGAUUUCAAAAUCGUCUACGUUGCUCCUAUGAAAGCCCUGGCUGCGGAAAUCACCGACAAGUUAGGCAAGCGUCUCGCCUGGCUCGGUAUUCGCUGCCGCGAAUAUACAGGAGAUAUGCAUCUUACUAAGUCAGAAAUCGUGCAAACGCAAAUCAUCGUGACCACUCCUGAAAAGUGGGAUGUUGUCACAAGAAAGGGCACUGGUGAUACUGAGCUCGUACAAAAGGUCAGGCUUCUUAUUAUUGACGAGGUUCACAUGCUUCACGACGAGCGAGGUGCAGUCUUGGAAUCUUUAGUGGCAAGGACGGAACGACAAGUCGAAAGUACGCAGUCCUUAAUUCGCAUCGUCGGGCUCAGUGCUACACUUCCAAACUAUGUCGACGUUGCCGACUUUCUCAAGGUCAAUAGAUAUGCUGGCCUCUUCUAUUUCGAUAGUUCUUUUCGUCCAGUUCCCCUUGAGCAGCACUUCAUCGGUAUAAGGACACAGAAAGGCAAGGAUCGCAUGAAGAAGUAUAAAGAAGAUCUCGAUAUGGUAGCCUUUGAGAAGGUUAGGGACAUGCUAGAGCAAGAUCACCAAGUUAUGGUCUUUGUUCAUUCGAGAAGAGAUACUCUUCUCACUGCCAAAUCACUAUAUCAGAUAGCUACCGAGAAUGGUGAUGCAGAUCUUUUUGACCCGCAGGGACAUCCGUACUAUGAUCAAGCCAUUAGAGACAUGAAGUCUUCCAGGGCGCGGGAACUGAGAGACCUCUUACCCAAAGGCUUAGGCAUACAUCAUGCCGGGCUAACUCGAUCAGACCGGAACCUCAUGGAAAAACUGUUUGGCGAAGGCGUCAUCAAAGUGCUCUGCUGUACAGCAACUCUUGCAUGGGGUGUCAAUUUGCCGGCCGCGGCAGUUGUUAUAAAGGGGACCCAAGUUUACAGUGCUCAAGACGGCAAGUUUGUAGACCUGGGUAUACUAGACGUGCUUCAAAUAUUCGGUCGUGCUGGACGUCCGCAAUUCGAAGACGUCGGCAUCGGUAUGAUUUGCACGCCCAUAGACAAGCUGCAGCAUUACUUGACAGCAGUCACCGAGCAACAGCCUAUCGAAUCUAGAUUUUCUUCGAAACUAGUCGACAACCUGAAUGCCGAAGUUGCAUUAGGUACGGUGACUUCUAUUCCGGAAGCAGUACAAUGGAUUGGCUACUCUUAUCUGUUUGUCCGUAUGCAAAGGAGCCCUAUGGCUUACGGCAUCGAAUGGGCUGAGAUUAGAGACGAUCCGACACUCGUCCAGAGGCGACGGCAACUUGCGAUUCAAGCAGCUAGGACAUUGCAACAAAGCCAGAUGGUAAUAUUCAACGAGACCACCGAGGAGCUCAAAAGCAAAGAUAUUGGCCGCAUCGCCAGUCAGUACUAUAUUCUCCACACGAGUAUACAAGUCUUCAACAAAAUGAUGAAACCCCUAGCAACGGAAGCAGACAUCUUGAAGAUGAUAAGCGAGUGCGGAGAAUUCAACAAUAUUCAGUCGAGGGAUAGCGAAGCCAAUGAACUGACUGAUUUGAGGAAUACAGCCAGUUAUUGUGACGUUGGCGCCGGCAUUGACACGCCCCAGGCAAAAACCAACAUUCUUUUGCAGUCAUACAUCUCCAGGGCGCAACCAGAAGACUUUGCAUUAGCCAACGAUCUCAACUAUGUGGCCCAACAGGCUGGUCGAAUUUGUCGUUCUUUAUUCAUGAUCGCGCUCAAUCGACGAUGGGGCCAUCAAUGUUUAGUCUUGUUGACUCUUGCCAAGUCUAUCGAGAGGCGUAUUUGGCCCUUUCAGCACCCAUUACAUCAAUUCGAUCUACCAAAAUCGGUGCUUAAUCAAAUUGAUACGAAAGAGACUUUGACCAUUGAGACUCUCCGGGAAAUGGACAUGGCUGAGAUUGGUAAUCUAGUACAUAAUCAGAAUGCUGGCAAGAAGAUUUCCAGGAUACUCGACAAUUUUCCAACGGUUUCUGUCGAUGCUGAGAUUGCCCCCCUGAACCGGGAUGUGUUGCGGAUCAAGCUCUACAUCACGCCAGAAUUCAAAUGGAAUGAGCAUGUACAUGGAACUUCAGAAUCUUUCUAUAUCUGGGUUGAAAAUUCCGAGACAUCUGAAAUAUAUCACCACGAGUUCUUCAUACUUAACAGAAGGAAGCUAUAUGACGACCAUGAACUCAACUUCACCAUCCCUCUGUCAGAUCCCCUACCUAACCAGAUUUAUGUCCGGGCCGUGUCCGAUAAGUGGCUUGGAGCAGAGACUGUCAAUCCUGUCUCUUUCCAACACCUCAUCCGUCCGGACACGGAGAGCGUCUAUACGGAUCUGCUCAACUUGCAACCUUUGCCUAUUAGUGCUCUCAAGAAUCCAGGAUUGGAAGAGAUAUAUGCCAAGAGAUUUCAAUUCUUUAACCCUUUGCAAACCCAAAUAUUUCACACACUCUAUCAUACGCCAGCCAAUGUGUUGUUGGGGUCCCCAACGGGUAGUGGCAAAACUGUUGCUGCGGAGUUGGCUAUGUGGUGGGCAUUCCGAGAACGCCCCGGCUCUAAAGUGGUCUACAUCGCCCCGAUGAAGGCCUUGGUUCGCGAGCGAGUAAAGGACUGGGGCGCUCGGCUUGCUGGACCUUUGGGUCUGAAGCUGGUUGAGUUGACUGGUGAUAACACACCAGAUACGAGGACGAUCAAGGAUGCUGAUAUCAUUGUCACUACACCGGAAAAAUGGGACGGUAUCUCUCGUAGUUGGCAAACCAGAGGAUACGUUCGUCAAGUUGCGCUUGUGAUUAUCGAUGAAAUCCACCUUCUUGCCGGAGAUCGGGGUCCGAUUCUCGAAAUCAUCGUGUCUCGUAUGAACUACAUCGCUCAAUCCACCAAAAACGCCGUCAGACUUCUCGGAAUGUCCACUGCUUGCGCGAACGCAACAGACUUGGCUAACUGGCUUGGAGUCAAGGAAGGGCUGUUCAACUUUCGACACUCUGUACGGCCGGUACCCUUGGAGCUCUAUAUCGACGGGUUCCCCGAAGUGAGAGGAUUCUGCCCCUUGAUGCAGUCAAUGAAUCGGCCAACGUUCCUCGCAAUCAAGACCCAUAGUCCUGACAAGCCCGUGAUCGUCUUUGUGCCGUCUCGACGGCAGACUAGGCUGACAGCGAAGGAUCUCAUCAAUUUGUGUGGCAUGGAAGAUAAUCCUAGGCGGUUUGUCAAUAUGUCAGAGGAUGAUCUUCAACUACAUCUCACUAGAGUCAAAGAUGACGCGUUAAAGGAAGCGAUAAAUUUCGGUAUUGGCCUUCAUCACGCAGGGCUCGUCGAGUCAGAUCGUCAACUGGCCGAGGAGCUUUUCCUAAAUAACAAGAUCCAGAUCUUGGUGGCAACUAGCACAUUGGCUUGGGGUGUCAACCUUCCCGCCCAUCUAGUUGUAGUCAAGGGCACUCAGUUCUAUGACGCGAAGAUCGAGGGAUAUAAAGACAUGGAUCUGACAGAUGUCUUGCAAAUGCUGGGCCGAGCUGGUCGCCCACAAUUCGAUAACUCGGGCGUCGCCCGUAUUUUUACCCAGGACUCCAAGAAGGAUUUCUACAAACACUUCUUGCAUACAGGCUUUCCAGUCGAGUCAUCGCUGCAUACAGUCUUGGAUAACCAUUUGUGUGCAGAAGUAUCGGCUGAGACGAUUACAACCAAGCAAGAUGCUCUAGACUACUUGACCUGGACUUUCUUUUUCCGCCGUCUACAUAAGAACCCCUCUUACUAUGGACUUGAGAUCUCUGCCGAGGAGCAUAACACUAUCGCCGCUCAACAGAUUGCGAAUGAUUUCAUGAUCGAUAUGGUGAAUAAGUCCCUGGACGAGUUGGCUACCUCGAAGUGUGUCGAAGUUUAUCCCAACGGUGAUGUAGAUUCGACAGCCUUGGGCAAGGUCAUGAGUUACUACUACCUAUCGCACAAGACGAUUCGUCAUCUUGUCAAGUACGCAAAGCCUAGAGCCAGUUUCUUGGAUGUACUGUCCUGGAUGGCUCGGGCGACGGAGUACGAUGAGCUGCCCGUCCGUCACAACGAAGACUUGAUCAAUGCCGAGCUGUCUAAAAACCUUCCAUUCGAAGGUAACACAUUCGACCUGCCAAUGUGGGAUCCUCAUGUCAAAGCUUUUCUCCUUCUCCAGGCGCAUAUGGCCCGCAUCGACCUUCCCAUUACGGAUUACGUCGGCGACCAAACCAGCGUUCUAGAUCAGGCUAUCCGUAUCAUCCAGGCCUCUAUCGAUGUUUUGACGGAAUUAGGCUAUCUCUCCAGUUGCCUCGAGAUGAUCACGCUCCUUCAAUGCGUCAAGUCGGCCCGUUGGCCCCAAGACUCACCCCUAUCAAUUUUCCCCGGAACAAACCCCGAUACCCUAAAAGACAACGAAACUGCCCUACAAAAAUUGAGCACCUUCCGUCGGCCCCAAGUCGAAGAACUCGCCCGAAAGCUACAUAUACCGAACUCGCAACAAACCCGCUUUACCCGUGCCGUUUCUGUCAUGCCCAACGUCAGCGUCCGAGUCGACCACGUGACCGCGGAGUCCCUGACUGUGUCCCUCAAGCGACUUAACCCUAUCGUCGAGCGCGAGGCCCGCAUCUAUGCCCCGAGGUACCCGAAGCCACAAACGGAGGGCUGGUUCGUCAUCGUCUGUGACAUGGCCAAGGACGAGGUCAUUGGCGUCAAACGCACUGGCUGGAGCCAGGGAGGACCACCGAACAAGGCCGGGUCGAACGCGGUCCAAGUCGGCGCUAAACCCACGGCUAAGACGAUUUUAAGGCUGCCGGACCCGAGCCGGCGCGGUGGAGCGUCGAGGAAAGUGGAUGUCUUGGUCUUGAGCGAUGCGUACAUUGGGUUGGAGUACAGGAUUACCGGCGUCGAGGUCCCGGCGCUGCCUACAAUCGAUGAUGAUGUGGAUAAGUCGAAAAAGGGGGGUCCAGGUCAGGGUCAGGGUCAGGGACAAGGAAGCUCGGCGUGAUGAUGAGAAGGUGAUUUGAGGCUGCCUAAUCUGAUCUAAGGGUUUAUAAGCACUAAGACAGAUAAGUACCUAGAGUAGAUGGUGCAAGGAUAGAAGUACUCGAUGAAUGAAUUGACGAAUGUUUGCAGUGCCCGGGGUUGGCAUAUUCUUCUUCUUCCGGGUACCGCUCAUACUCUUCACUAUUCUCAUAUUGGGCCUGCUACCACAAGGCAAGAUAUCGCUUCGCUGGUUAGGUAGGUAUCUAACUUAUGUACCUACCUACAUAUCACCUAGUUUAACCCCAUGGCAUGCUAUUAAGAUA